AUGGCAUCCCGCUUGACACCAGAUCCUCCUAGGCUCGAGGCUUUGGUCUGGGGUUCUUCUCAACCUCCAACCACGUUCGACGAGUGGCAGGCGGCCAUCAAGCAAGUCAAAUCACUGAACAUGUCUCAGCAAUACAAACAAUGCGUGUUGCGUUGCAAGACCCUUCUCGGCACUGCUACUGUCCGGAUCGACCGCAUUCAUGAAACUGCUCUCCACUACUAUUCCGCCAUUUCAUAUGUCUCGCUAGCUCAGGCAGCCCACAUCUACUCAGCAUCUAAGAUCCCAUUUCUUAAAUGUGCUGUGGAGAAAUUCAUUGCUGCAAGCAAUGUUUUGCCAGACAAUUUGUCCCUUCCAGUCCUGAACCCCGGUCAAACUUAUUCCCUUGUUGACUGGGCAGAGUCUCCUUCAUCUCGUACUACUUCUGGAUCGCCGCUUGUUUUCGAUAAUUCUCCUGGCCCUGAAUCCCCUUUGGGGUCCUCUCCGCGCGAUGUAUCCCCCGUCCUGGUUACGAAGACUCAACUCGCUGAACAAGGUGUUAUGACUCCCCCUCCGGCCUACCCUUUGACUCCUCCCUCGUCUGGUGACUCUCUUACUACAGCUUUCAUCGUCACACCACGUUCCGCCCCUGCUGUUUCCCCUCCACAGCAAUUGAGUCCCUUUGAAAAUCUCUCUCCUGUGGAAGAUACAAACGGUCAAAGCUCUCCCGAUUCGAUCCCUGCUGUUUCCUCUCCUCGUCACUUGAGUCCUAUUGAGGAUUUCCCCCUCAAGGAUGGUAUCAAUGGUGGCAUUUCGCCUAUUUCAAUCUCUGCUGUCAGCCCAUCACCCUACAGGCAUUCCAGUCCGAGUCGGAAUUUCUCCUAUCCAAAUGGGAGUAUUGCUCAGCGUCGUGGUACUCCUUCUCCUGUAUUUUCGGAUCAGGAGUCGGUCUCUUUUAACAAUUCCAGAAAUAAUACCCCCAUCGGCGAGUCCUUGAUCGAUAAUAUUACCUUGAUGCUCCACGGUCCCAUCAUGAAUGAAAGUGAGGAUGCCUCUUUCAUCUCGAAGAAGGAUCUGUCCCCCAAGAUCCGUUCCCCGGUACAACUCUCCCCAGUCAGCUACCCUGCUGAUAUUGCGGACCCCAGGACCCAAAUUGAAUUGAUACCAUCGCCGCUCUCUGUUCGAAAGAUAUCUGGUGAGGUGAUCAGGUGCAAUCGUUCAAUGAUUCUCUGUGGAUUCUCAAAAAGGGAAACCAUCGCAAACCCAAAGGAUACUUGCAACAAUCUAAACUGGCCCCUUCCGAAUGCUGAUGCUCGAUCCAACUCAACUCUAAGCAACUAUGACACUGACAAGAACCCGAAGCGGCCUGUUCGCCCUCGCCCUCCUCGCCUGCCACUCAAGAUCAUCCCUCGUCUCCAGAUUAAUGUUAAUGAAAGCCAGUCAAGUCCCACUUGUCGAACUCGAGCUUCUACCCCGAGAUCCCAGUUAGAGGCCAUCCUAGAGAGUACGCAAGAGACCCCUCCAGAGAAUAACACAGGGCUUGAUUUCAAUAAAUCCACCACUCUUCCUGUCACACCCGAACAAAGUCAAGCUUCUUCUUCAUACACAACCCCAUCCCCAACUGAUUCUGCAGUCACGGCAUUCCACGAAGCCCGAGUCAGACGGUUUAACUCAAACAAUAGCUUCCUGCGUGAGGUAAUCCCCAAGGAAAUCACCCGACUCUACCAGCAAAUUGAACAUGUCGAAAACUUACAGCAUUGCCAUUGUCGCCGCGACGCAGUCUCCCCUGACUCAGUUCAUGCCCGUUCUCAGUCCUUCUGGACAUUCAGUCCCCUUCGCAAAAAGGUGUCAUCUGUUUUCCGUCGUAACUCCGGCCCGGAUUCGAGCCCGGAUCAGGGUCCCAAUAUCGACAAAUUUGGAAAUGUGCUUCGCAUUGAGACUAAGUUGCAGCGUAUUUCUCGGCUGCGGAAGGAGGGUUGGAAGACUGGUAUUCGUGCUCCCCAUUCUGUAUGGAAAGGUUCUGAUUAUUAUGAAAAGUUUUGCGACGAGGUGCUCGCUGAUAUUGCUAAUGAUGAGGGUUUCUAUUGA
Penicillium nucicola is the source of this 2064-nucleotide messenger RNA. RefSeq lists its product as uncharacterized. The record is from RefSeq and is a predicted model, not a curated record. The transcript has 2 exons. Bases 1 to 2064 code for a protein of 687 amino acids. NCBI's taxonomy places the organism in Eukaryota, Fungi, Ascomycota, Eurotiomycetes, Eurotiales, Aspergillaceae.